CGCGGCGAUUACGUCAUCACUAGCGCGCGACGCGCGCGUUCACAGUCAGGGUCGGGUCUUCUGAGGAGAGGAAUUCCACAAACACUGCAGAAUGAAACACAGUGAAGAUACUGAAGAGCAAACAGAGUUGAUUGAAGAAAACAAUGAGAGCGAAAAAUUGAAUGAAGUUGAGGAGAAAAAUCAUGUGAAAAAUGGAGAAAAACCUUUGAGUUGCUCUCAAGCCAAACAGAAAGUUUUAAAGAAAAUAAGAGCCAAGAAAUCUUUCACCUGCACUCAGUGUGGAAAGAUUUUGACGAGCAAAAGAGGUCUUGAGCGUCACACGAGAGUUCAUACCGGAGAGAGACCAUACAAGUGUUCACACUGUGGCAAGAGAUUUAGUCAGUCUCGAGACCAGCAAACACAUGAGAGGAUUCACACUGGAGAAAAACCGUACACAUGCAAUCAGUGCGGGAAGAGUUUCACACAGAAAGUAAACCUCAAGAAGCACAUGAACAUCCACACUGGAGAAAAAUCAUCCAACUGUUCACAUUGUGGCAAGAGAUUCAGUCAGUCAGGAUACCUGAAAGCACAUGAGAGGAUCCACACUGGAGAGAAACCGUACACAUGUGAUCAGUGCGGCAAGAGUUUCACACAAAAAGUAAACCUUACGACACAUAUGAGAAUUCAUACUGGAGAAAAACCGUACAUUUGUGAUCUGUGUGGAAAGACAUUCACUCACCCUGCAAACCUUAAGGAUCACAUGAACAUCCACACUAGAGAGAAGCAGCACGCAUGUGAUCAGUGCGGCAAAACAUUUUUGAGAGCUCCUGACCUGAAGAAACACCUGCGAGUUCAUACGAAGGAGAAACCACAUUCAUGUUACUUGUGUGGAAAGAGUUUUUCGUUUCUACAAAAUUUAAAAGUACAUCUGAAAGUACAUACUGUCAUGAAAGAGUUUGUGUGCUGUGAGUGUGACAAGAGUUUUACUUCAGCUAAACAUUUGAAAAAGCACCAGAGGAUUCACACUGGAGAAAAACCUUGUAAGUGUUCACAUGGUGAUGAAAGAUUCAGUGCUUCAGGAGAUCUGAAAACACACAUAAGUAUCCACACUGGAGAGAAACCGUAUCACUGCACUGAAUGUGGGAAACAUUUCAGUCGUUUAUCUGCUUUACACAGCCAUACAAAAAAACAUUCACAGGAAGUAGAUCAUCUUCAGAUCCAGCAAUUUCAGAUCUGAUGCUGCAUCUUUACCAAAAGUUACACAAUAGUGCAAGCAAUAAAAUAUCAGCUGGAUAAAUCAUCAUCUUCGAGAUCAGCGGAUUAUACUGAUUCAGAUCAACUCAAAGAUGGAGUUCCUCCCCCAAGAACAAUGUCAAAGAUCAGUUUGCUUCAUGAUACAAAUUAUAUCAUAGUUUCAUUUGAUGUUCGAUAGUCUUAUAAUGCAUAUGUCACUUGUAGAUUUCUUACUAUUUCUUGAAGAAAAGUAGGUUUUUACAUACUGUUCUUGUUAAGGAAGCCGAAGAACAGGCUGCGAUACUUUUUAAGAAUGACUGAUAUUUUAUUUUGUAUUGUUCUUCAUUGUUGUUUUUAAAAUUAGCUUUUUUUAAAACUUAAGAACUUAAGACUUAAAGAUCCUUCUUUGCUUAAAAAGAAUGAACACCUGAACCCAGUACUAAACGAGCCCUGUGGAAAAAUUAUGAUUAUUAUGCUUUUUACCCAUCGUUCUUGUUCAGGAAGCUGACGAGACUGUAGCACUUCCAAAAAAGACUGGAUUUAAUUUUAAUUUUGUUGUUCACAGGUGUAUUUUUUUUUUAAUAACUUGUUAUUAGGAAAUGCAGGUACAAGAAAUACCGUUUUGUAUCUUAUUUCUCUGUGCUUCUCUUGUAAGUAGGAAUUAAUACCUGAACCCGCUAUUAAAUGGUUCCUAAGCAUAAAUUGCGAAAACCAGUAGUAUCGAUGAGCUCUAAUGUUAACUGUUCUGCUUUUGGUGCUGGGGGAAUUAAGAUAAUACACUUA
Carassius gibelio (silver crucian carp) is the source of this 1995-nucleotide messenger RNA. Its product is annotated as gastrula zinc finger protein XlCGF8.2DB-like. The coding region runs from base 92 to 1216 and encodes 374 amino acids. Gene Ontology annotation, biological process: regulation of transcription by RNA polymerase II. Gene Ontology annotation, molecular function: DNA-binding transcription factor activity; RNA polymerase II cis-regulatory region sequence-specific DNA binding. The record is from RefSeq and is a predicted model, not a curated record. The transcript has 3 exons. NCBI's taxonomy places the organism in Eukaryota, Metazoa, Chordata, Actinopteri, Cypriniformes, Cyprinidae.